Messenger RNA from Durusdinium trenchii, 1902 nucleotides. The record is from the annotation of a GenBank genome assembly. NCBI's taxonomy places the organism in Eukaryota, Dinophyceae, Suessiales, Symbiodiniaceae.
AUGGGAUGGGUGGACCAGGUGAUGCGCCUGGAGCCCGGUGAUCGGGUCAAUGCCUUCUUCAAGGUCAACGACGGGAGGCUCCGCCUUUGGAAGAACGGCCUCCCUUUUGACUUCGAAACGCGGCUGGAAGAACUAGAGCACAGUGAUCGGUUGUGGCAUCGGCCGGGGGUCUGUCAUCGCACCAAACCUUGGAGCAUCCAACUGGAGGUCGGCAGUGUGGCUGACGUGCAUUUCGAGGUUGGAGAUGAUGGCCGAAGGAGCACCAGCACAGACAUUGGCAUUAUCCUCUCCGAGCCCAUGGAUGGCCGGGUACAGGUUCAAUUCCAGGACACCAUCCAGCAGACGGUGCCCUUGGGCUGGAUCGUGCGCCUCCGCGAGUGGGCCGUCGGUGACCGCGUCCAGGCGCACUUCAAGACCGGGGGAGGUGAGAAGAGCACCGACACGGAUGUGGCCACAGUGAUGAGCUCAUCUCUUUUGGAGGUGGAGCUCUACUUUGAUGAUGGCAUCCAGCAGCAUGUGUCCAAGGCUUGGGUCACUGAGCGAAUCCGGGACUGGCAUGCGGAGGUUUCAGAGCUUGCGCCGGGCGACGUGGUCAUCGCCCACUUUAAGCGGCCGGGGAACCAUUGCCGCAGUGUCCAGACGGACCGUGGCAUCGUGGUCUCGAUCCUGCCUCGUGGGGAGGUCUCAGUGACGUUCCAAGAUGACAUCACUCAAGUGGUGCCCAAAGGCUGGAUACAGGCUGUGGCCACUCGUUGGACCGGGCAAAGGGACGAGUUUGCCAAGGACAAGGCCGAAAUCGUGGCGUUCGAGUCCAAGCGCCUGUCCCGAGCGGAGCCUCAGAGCGCGGCGAGAACCGAGACGAAGCGAGAAAGAGGUGGAGCAGCGGAGCAUCCCCCGUUUUGGGCUGAGCAGGGUGGGUCCACGAACCGUGUGCAGGAUGAUCUCUUCAAGGUUCAUGUUGAAGUCAUCCCAGACGCGGUGGAGGUGUUUUGGGAACAAGCCCGAGAUUUGCUGUCAGCCAUCACAUGGGCCCGGUUGAGCCCGACGGGUGGAUUGACAACGGACCUGAGUCACUCACUUUGCGAGGUCUAUACCGCUGUGGGGGGUUUGAAGCUCACCGGAAGAUCUCCAGAUCUCCCGAUCUUCUUGCGCCAGCGAGCCAACGCGGCGGCCGCCUCUGGCGCAGGAAGCCAUCGACCAGGUCUGCAAGUUGCAUGGCGAUUGAUCUUCCAGGAGCGCGUCGACCAUACGAUGGGCCUGGUCUCAGUGCCAAGCUUUGCAGACAUCUCUCAACCUGAGCCGCAAAGGCAGAGCUUCACCUUUGCCCUGGCAGUGGAGAAGUCAGCGAACUGCGCCUGGGCGGGCGUUUUUGGAGAAGGCUUCGUCAACGUGGGGCUGGUGGAGUGGGUCGCUGCACGGAAGGAUUCUGCAGAGGCCAGCACCGCGCACGCAGUGAAAUCUGAAGCGGAGGACGAGCAUCGACACCCGUCCAUGCCAUGUUUCUUCCUUGGGAUUUGUGUCAUCGGAUUUCUGAAGGGUGUGCAGUGGUUCGGCAACGCCGCCAAGUUCCCGUUGUUUCAGGAGCUUCGAUUCCGCUGUGACUACCACUUGAACCGCCAUGGGGAGAUUGCGCAGGUGAAAGUGUGGUUCCUGCCUUCCCCCCUGAACUUCGAAUAUGGCGGCGAGCAAACCAUUACGGAGCGACGUGCACAGGUGGGAACCGCGAUGCCAGGACAAGAAGAUGAGAUCGCUCUGGGUGUAACGCCUCAGAUGGGAGAUCGCUCUCGGUGGAGCUUUUCACUGGUGAUCCGGUGGCUGAUCGGCGAUCACCUGGCUGAUCCGGUGCGACACGGAUUGGGUGACGAGCGAAAGCUUCUGCAGCGGAAUUCAGCGGUCUUGUGA